UAAACAAUUCCCAAAUUAAGAAUGUACAUUAAAAUCAUAAAUCCUAUAAAAUAUUUAAUAAGACAAUUAGUAGGAGAUGGCUGCCGACAUAAGAAAUUAUCUUAAUGCAAGCAAAGAGACAGAACAAAAUCUUAGGUGGCGCUUCAUCCAUUGGCACUUCAACUACAGCCUCAACUUCAGCUCUCAAGUCUUGACCCGUGAACCAGAGGGCCAGAGUUCAUAAAAGGACACAGAAUUCACAACCAUUAUCAGAUUUGCAACGAAACUAUCUCUUCUUUUGCUUAUCUCGCUACGAAUUGCAGUUCUGCUAUCAGAUUUCCCACAGAUUUGUCCAAAAGAUUCAGUACCAGUAGAUAUCAAGGCUUCAGAAUAUGGGUACAGGUCUAAGAAAUUUGCUCUGCUCAUUAACUUUCACUAUAUGUUUCAUUCACCAAAGCAAUGCUGCUGCUGCUCAGCAGAAGCAGCAGCUUCCAUCAGUAAUUGUGGCAGGUUCUGUAUACUGUGACACAUGCUUUCAGCAGGAGUUCACCGCAUUCAGCCGCUUUAUUCCAGGUGCUUCAGUUGCUGUAAAAUGUAAUGGCUUUCAGAAAGAAGUGAAGACAAACCAGCAUGGAGUGUUCAAGAUGCACCUCCCAUUGGACGUAGCAAGCCGAUAUGUUGAUACGAUAAAAUCAUGCUCGGUGAAAUUGGUGAGAAGCAGCUGGCCAUUCUGCUCUGUGGCUUCCUCUGCAACCUCUGCAGGUCUUCGGCUCAAAUCAAUAAGGAAUGAUGUUCACGUGUUUUCUGCUGGUUUUUUCACUUUCAAGCCGCUUAAGCAGCCAGAUGUUUGCAACCACAAGACAAAACUUUCAGCAUCAGCAAAAUACUCAGUUGCUGGUACUGGUCCAAAGAGAAUGCAAUCUGCGCUCUUUUUUCCACCGUCAAUUUCAUUCCUGCCUUCAACACCAAACAUCGGUGGAAUCCCAUUGCCACCCAAUCCAUUUCAGCCACCACCAUCAAUCUUGCCACCACUUCCCUUUCAGCCAUCACCACCACCAUUUCUCAAUAUUCCACCGCUUCCUAACAUUCCACCCCUUCCUACCUUAGCUCCACCGCCACCACCGCCAGCAUCUAUUUUCCCUCCAUUACCAUUUCCUCCUAUUUUUCCAGGUAAUCCACCAGCUUUCCCUACACAGAGAAACACUCCAUGAAGGAACUGAACUGCUUAUGUACUGUCAUUGUUAUUUCCUUAUGCAUCAAAUAAUGCUAGCAAGAAUGUCACAUGUUGAAUAAAAUGAGGUGUAUGCUUUCAGUCAAUCAAUUUUCAAAGCUUGAUCAGUAACAAUCAAAUUUCAAGGGGAAAAUAUCACCCUCUAUAAGAAACUGUGGCUUGUGUUA
This is a messenger RNA of Dendrobium catenatum, 1377 nucleotides long. Its product is annotated as proline-rich protein 4. The record is from RefSeq and is a predicted model, not a curated record. Bases 372 to 1190 code for a protein of 272 amino acids. NCBI's taxonomy places the organism in Eukaryota, Viridiplantae, Streptophyta, Magnoliopsida, Asparagales, Orchidaceae. The transcript is spliced from 2 exons.